AUGAACUCGAGAGAAGUAACAGAAGACGAAGUGCUGCCUUUGAUCAUCAGCCAACUCAUUGCUUAUGGCUAUUCUGCUGUUGCGCAAAGUGUGGCUGACGCGACAGGGGCUGCUACUGAUAUGAUGCCAAGUGCAAAACUAUCAGAGUUAAUACAAAUCGCCAAAGAAAAGAACGAAGAGGAGGAUUCUGACGACGAUUAUUCAGGCAAGAGCUUUGACCGUGAAUCGCCCCAAGAUCAUGAUAUGGAUGCCAGCACGAGUACGCCUGGAUUCGAUGUGGAGUCAAUGAAAAACGCUCAGCCUAAAACAGCACCCGAAUACAAUCAGUUAUACUACACACAGCACAAAGGACCUUGCCGUACAGCUAUAUUCAGUGCAGACGGUCGAUUUGCAGCCACUGGAUCCCACGACUCCUCGCUGAAAUUACUGGAUGUCAAUAAAAUGAAGAAGAGAACAGGAGAUGCAGGAGACAAACCAGUGAUCAGAACCUUAUACGAUCACACAGAACAAGUCAAUGAUCUCAGUUUUCAUCCAAAUGGAUUAGUGCUUGCCAGUUGUUCAAAUGAUCAGAGCAUCAAGUUGUUUGAUUUGUCAAAAACCGGUGUAAAGAGAGCUUUUCGAUAUUUACAGGAUGCUCAACCUGUCAACUCGAUUUGUUUCCAUCCCUCAGGCGACUUUUUAUUAGCAGGCACCAAGGACGCAGCAGUUAGAGUCUACGAUGUCAAAACACUUCAAUGCUAUACAAAUUCCAGCAAUGCCGAUAUGCAUCGUGGAUCCAUCACACAAAUCCGCUAUUCCAACACUGGUAAGAUUUUUGCAACUUCUUCUUUGGACGGCACUGUGCGCGUUUGGGACAGUGUAUCAUCUCAAUGCAUCCGUACAUUGGAUGCUCAUGGCGGCGCUGCAGUGUCGAGUGUUCGCAUCACCAACAACGAACAAUACUUGAUGACCUCCGGCCUGGAUUCAACGAUCCGUCUAUGGGAGAUUUCGAGCGGAAAGGUGUUGAUGGAAUACAAGGGGCAUGAACAGAGAGCACAAAUGUUACAGCCUGCAUUUUCAUAUAAUGAGGAUUUCAUCAUGAUUGGUGAUGAAGCCUCUACAGAUGUUGUGUGUUAUGACACUCAAACGGGUACAUUGCUGAAGAGAAUUCCAGGACACAAUAAUUUGGUCCGUUGCGUGGCAGCAUCGCCUACAGAUAAUGGUAUUUUGACUUGCAGUGAUGAUUAUCGCGCACGUUAUUUCAAUACUCCAACAGACGCUGUAUAG
Messenger RNA from Mucor velutinosus, 1266 nucleotides. RefSeq lists its product as uncharacterized. Lineage: Eukaryota; Fungi; Mucoromycota; Mucoromycetes; Mucorales; Mucoraceae. Bases 1 to 1266 code for a protein of 421 amino acids. The record is from RefSeq and is a predicted model, not a curated record. Gene Ontology annotation, biological process: mRNA 3'-end processing. Gene Ontology annotation, cellular component: mRNA cleavage stimulating factor complex. Gene Ontology annotation, molecular function: RNA binding; protein binding. The transcript is spliced from 6 exons.